Oncorhynchus kisutch (coho salmon) is the source of this 2491-nucleotide messenger RNA. Its product is annotated as rho guanine nucleotide exchange factor 9-like. NCBI's taxonomy places the organism in Eukaryota, Metazoa, Chordata, Actinopteri, Salmoniformes, Salmonidae. The transcript is spliced from 9 exons. Bases 33 to 1691 code for a protein of 552 amino acids. The record is from RefSeq and is a predicted model, not a curated record. Gene Ontology annotation, molecular function: protein binding; guanyl-nucleotide exchange factor activity.
UCAGCGCUGAGGCAGUAUGGGACCAUGUGACCAUGGCCGACCGAGAGUUGGCGUUUAAGGCCGGUGAUGUCAUCAAGGUGCUGGACGCGUCCAAUAAGGACUGGUGGUGGGGUCAGAUCGACGAGGAGGAGGGCUGGUUCCCCGCCAGCUUCGUACGGGUCGAACCCCACCCUCCUCAACCCCAAACAAAACAGCUUUUCUAUAUCAACCCCAUAGCAACUCCUCGGUUCCAAAACACUACGUCUAAGGAGUGUGUGUGUUGGUCUCCUCAGCUGUGGGUGAACCAGGAGGAUGGGGGGGUGGAGCCUGUGGAGGGGACCAGUGAAAUGGCUAACGGUCACCUGGAUCCGACCAACGACUGCCUGUGCCUGGGCUCGCCGCUUCAGAACCGUGACCAGAUGAGAGCCAACGUCAUCAAUGAGAUUAUGAGCACAGAGAGACACUACAUCAAACACCUCAAGGACAUCUGUGAGGGCUACCUGCGUCAGUGUAGGAAGAGGGUAGACAUGUUUAACGAUGACCAGCUGAGGGUGAUCUUUGGGAACAUCGAGGACAUCUACCGUUUCCAGAUGGGCUUCGUUAGAGACCUGGAGAAACAAUACAACAACGAGGAACCACACCUGUCUGAGAUAGGACCCUGCUUUCUAGAACAUCAAGACGGCUUCUGGAUCUACUCUGAGUACUGUAACAACCACCUGGACGCCUGCAUGGAGCUGUCCAAGCUGAUGAGAGACGGGAGGUACCAGCACUUCUUCGAGGCCUGUCGUCUGCUGCAGCAGAUGAUCGACAUCGCUAUCGACGGCUUCCUCCUCACACCCGUGCAGAAGAUCUGCAAAUACCCCCUGCAGCUGGCCGAGCUGCUCAAAUACACCGCACAAGAACACAGUGACUAUCGCUACGUGGCGGCGGCGCUGGCAGUGAUGCGUAACGUCACUCAGCAGAUCAACGAGAGGAAGAGGAGGCUGGAGAACAUUGACAAGAUCGCCCAAUGGCAGGCCUCCGUCCUGGACUGGGAGGGUGAUGACAUCCUGGACCGGAGCUCGGAGUUGAUCUAUACAGGAGAAAUGUCUUGGAUCUACCAGCCCUAUGGACGCAGUCAGCAACGUGUCUUCUUCCUCUUUGAUCACCAGCUGGUCCUCUGUAAGAAGGAUCUGAUUCGUAGGGACAUCCUGUACUAUAAGGGCCGUAUCGACAUGGACCGCUAUGACGUGCGGGACGCCAUCGACGGACGUGAUGACGACUUCAACGUGAGCGUGAAGAACGCGUUCAAAUUGCACAACAAAGACAGCGAGGAGCUCCACAUCUUCCUGUCCAAGAAACAGGAGGAGAAGAUGCGAUGGCUCCGGGCUUUCCACGAGGAGAGAAAGAUGGUGCAGGAGGAUGAGAAAAUCGGGUUUGAGAUCUCAGAGUACCAGAAGCGUCAGGCAGCACUGACUGUGAGGAAGGUAUCUAAACAGAAAGGUGAGACAACACGAAGACACCAGGUGAUUUACCUUUCUUUCUCUCUCGCUCUCUUCUCUCUCUUCUCUCUGACAGUCUGUCUUCUCAUCGCUGUUUACUUACCGAGCCUUACACAUACACGUUUACCUUGGUCUGUCACACACCCACACACACUCCGUACAUACACACACUCCGUACAUACACACCACACAUCACUCUUUCACCUACGCCUCUCACCAUGUCUGACCUGAUCUUCUCUUUCUGUUUACAAAAAUCGAUUUACAACCAUUCCAAGAGCGUCAAAUCUAGUCACACAUUAUCUCCCAGAAGAGCCUUGUCAAUCAAACGACUGCUAAACACCAAUGAAAAGACAGAGGGGUUUUAUGCUUCAUGGUGAAUAUAAUCUUAUCUUGAAGUGAAAAUGCAGAAGGUGUACAGAACGCCAGUUGGAUGGGUGUUGUUUGCCAUUGUUGAUGUGAUGUGUGUUUGGUACCGUUUAGACCCAUCAUAACAGAUGUGUUGUUUGCCAUUGUUGAUGUGAUGUGUGUUUUGUACCGUUAGACCCAUCAUAACAGAUGUGUUGUUUGCCAUUGUUGAUGUGAUGUGUGUUUGGUACCGUUAGACCCAUCAUAACAGAUGUGUUGUUUGCCAUUGUUGAUGUGAUGUGUGUUUGGUACCGUUUAGACCCAUCAUAACAGAUGUGUUGUUUGCCAUUGUUGAUGUGAUGUGUGUUUGGUACCGUUAGACCCAUCAUAACAGAUGUGAGUAGUCUCUCUGUGAAUGUUGUUUCUGAUGACACAUUCCUCAGUGUAGGUGCUCUAUGUUUAACUGUUGCUAAGGAGGCGCAAGUGUCAAAAGUAGUUUGCAAUUUCGUCAAUGGCAUUUUUCCAGCCCUAAUGCCAGGUUCCACAUUUUACCUGUCUACCAUCAGCUGACUUGCGCUGAGGUGGGAGGGGUGGCAAUAUUUGAGCUGUGUCUUUUUUGGGGGUACAGGUUAGUAAUGAGACUAUAUACUGGGGGUGCAGGUUAGUAAUGAGACUAUAUACUGGGG